Sphenostylis stenocarpa is the source of this 291-nucleotide messenger RNA. The record is from the annotation of a GenBank genome assembly. Lineage: Eukaryota; Viridiplantae; Streptophyta; Magnoliopsida; Fabales; Fabaceae.
AUGGCUCAUGCUGUCCAUACAGGCAUCCACCAGCAAAGAACAUCUACAUUCAAGUUAACCCUGGUGGCCAAUAGUCAAGGCAUGAUCUCAAUCACAUCAAGGCCAGGUGCAGCGGAGCACCUGAUUCUCUGCUUUAGUCUCCUCAAAGCAGUGCAACUGAGGUUGGCAAUUCACGCGGUCACUGCUACCAUAAGAGCCAGUAUGGUUCGCUUGGAUAUUCCUCUAUUGCCAAUCCACAAUGAGAAACUUGUCACUCAUGCAAAUCCUCCUGAAUUAUCUGCUGAUUUCUGA